Molecule: messenger RNA, 4257 nt
Organism: Megachile rotundata (alfalfa leafcutting bee)
Lineage: Eukaryota; Metazoa; Arthropoda; Insecta; Hymenoptera; Megachilidae
Gene: SA1
Product: stromal antigen
Biological process (GO): sister chromatid cohesion
Cellular component (GO): cohesin complex; chromatin; nucleus
Molecular function (GO): chromatin binding
Source: RefSeq, a predicted model, not a curated record
CACUACUACUGAUAUUCAUUAGAAGCCGGGGUUAUUUGAAGAAUUAUGUCAAUGUGUUUCUUUCAUUUCGUUAAAAGUAAUUUACAUUUUAGUUAAAUGUAUUCAUAAAUUGUAAAAAUAUAAGAUUCCGAAUGCAUCCCUAAUCCCCGCGUUCGUCGGGGAGUCUUUUUACAGGGGUAAAUAUAUAAAAAAGGCCUCAAAAUGAUGCAUAGAAGAGGAGGAAAACGAAUACGCAUGGAUGAUCCAGUUCCUCCAGAAUAUGAGGCACCAAUGACUCCAAUGACUCCUAUAAAUGAUAAUUCAGCCGAAGCUAAUGAACCUUAUUCCAAUUAUGCACCGUACAGUCAAGCACCGCAGACACCUAUACAUAAUCCAACCCCUGAACAUUAUUCAUCUGAGAGUUAUAGCUCUCCCGGUACAUCACAACAGCAAUACCAAGAACAAACAGGGGGUUUUGAAACUCAAACUCAGUUCGAACAACCUAUGACACCAGCAACUCCAACUAAUAUGAGGAUUACAAGAAAUACACGUGCCAGAUUACGUGGUGGUCCAAUACAACAACCAAAAUAUAAAGAAAUAGAUACGGAUUACAUUCCUACUACCAGUGGCAGAGGAAGGGGAGGAGGAGGACGUGGUCGUGGAAAAAGAACACAUCAUUCACAUAGUUUGGAAGAUGAAGCAAGCCUUUAUUAUGUCAUCAGAAACAAUCGAUCUUCUUUAACGGCUAUUGUUGAUGAUUGGAUAGAAAAAUACAAAAGUAAUAGAGAAAAUGCACUUCUCAUGUUAAUGCAGUUUUUUAUCAAUGCAAGCGGUUGUAAAGGACGUAUUACAUCUGAAAUGCAAGCAACAAUGGAGCAUGUAGCGAUAAUUCGUAAAAUGACUGAAGAAUUUGAUGAGGAAAGUGGGGAGUAUCCUUUAAUAAUGACUGGGCAACAGUGGAAAAAAUUUAGAGCAAAUUUCUGUGAGUUUGUACAAAUAUUGGUUCGGCAGUGUCAGUAUUCAAUAAUUUAUGACCAGUUUUUAAUGGACAAUGUAAUUUCAUUGUUAACUGGUCUUUCUGACUCGCAAGUACGAGCUUUCAGACAUACGGCUACUCUUGCAGCUAUGAAACUUAUGACGGCAUUAGUAGAUGUUGCUUUAACCGUAUCAAUAAAUUUGGAUAAUACACAGCGACAAUACGAAGCCGAAAGACAAAAAGCAAGAGAAAAACGAGCUGCCGAUAGACUGGAAUCAUUAAUGGCGAAACGAAAAGAACUUGAGGAGAACAUGGACGAAAUCAAAAAUAUGCUUACAUAUAUGUUUAAAUCCGUGUUCGUACAUCGUUACAGAGACACAUUGCCAGAAAUACGUGCAAUUUGUAUGGCAGAAAUUGGUGUUUGGAUGAAAAAAUUUCAUCAAAAUUUUUUAGAUGACUCUUAUUUAAAAUAUAUAGGUUGGACAUUACAUGACAAGGUUGGUGAAGUUCGAUUAAAGUGCCUUCAAGCUUUGCAACCGUUGUAUGCUUCGGAAGAAUUAAAGACUAAACUUGAACUCUUCACAAGUAAAUUCAAAGAUAGGAUUGUUGCAAUGACAUUAGAUAAAGAGUACGAUGUAGCAGUACAAGCUGUUAAACUUGUUAUCUCGAUUUUAAAGCAUCACAGAGAAAUCCUUACCGAUAAAGAUUGUGAACAUGUUUACGAACUUGUUUAUUCGUCUCAUCGUGCUGUUGCACAGGCAGCGGGUGAAUUUUUAAACGAACGUCUAUUUCGUCCGGACGAUGAAGCAGUGGCAGGCGUGAAAACUAAACGAGGAAAGAAACGUCUGCCAAAUACUCCACUGAUUCGAGAUCUUGUUUUAUUCUUUAUCGAAUCGGAGCUGCAUGAACAUGGAGCCUAUUUGGUAGAUUCUUUAAUUGAAACAAAUCAAAUGAUGAAGGAUUGGGAAUGCAUGACAGAUCUAUUGUUAGAAGAGGCUGGACCUGAAGAAGAAGCUUUAGAUAAUCAAAAAGAAACGUCUUUAAUAGAAUUAAUGGUCUGUUGUAUAAAACAAGCCGCUACAGGAGAAGCGCCAGUAGGUAGAGGACCAACCAGAAAGAUAUUGUCAGCAAAAGAAAUGAAACAAGUUCAUGACGACAAACAGCGGUUAACAGAGCAUUUUAUACAAACGUUACCUCUUUUACUUGAUAAAUAUAGAGCAGAUCCAGAAAAGCUUGCAAAUUUACUUGCAAUUCCUCAAUACUUCGAUUUGGAUAUUUACACUAAGUCUCGACAAGAGCAAAAUUUAGAUUCGUUGUUGAAUAAAAUUCAUACGAUUGUGAAAAAGAUGCAUGAUACGGAGGUAUUAGAUACAGCCGCAAAAACAUUAGAACACAUGUGUAUAGAGGGGCAUGCCAUUUUUACCAGGUGUGACGUGGCACGUUCAACAUUAAUUGAUUCUAUUGUAAAUAAAUAUAAGGAAGCUAUUGAUGAGUAUAGAAAUUUAAUAGAAGGUGACGAAGAACCUGACGAAGACGAAAUUUUCAAUGUUGUACAAUCUCUGAAAAAAGUUUCAAUAUUUUACUCCUGUCACAAUAUGAACCCAUGGGGGAUAUGGGAUUCUUUGUACAAGGAUAUUGAAGAUGCUAAAGAUCCAGCUAGGUGUUUACCAUAUGAAGCAGUUAAGUAUUGUAUAAGUGCAUGCUUUUUUGCAAUUUUAUGGGGACAGAAUCAUCUUAUGGAAGCUGCUGAUUCUGGAAAUCGAGGAGAAGACGAAUGUCGACAAUUGAAAGAGCGCUUGCACUCUUUUAUGGGAUCUAUGCGUCAUUUUGUUAGCGGAGAUGUAAAUGGCACUCCUUCUCCUCCAAUUUUACGGGAAGAAGCUUACAAUACAAUUUGUGACUUGUUAGUAGUAUUUUGCAAUCAGCUGACAACACAUUCUAAUCCGUUAAUGCAUCAAUUAGUGUAUGAACCUGAUCAAGCAAUGCAGAAUAUGCUGAAUCGGUUCAUCCAAGAAUAUGUAUUUUUUGAAGAAGAAGAUGAUGAACACGAUGAACAUUCAAAAAUUGAAGAGUUGCACAAAAGAAGAAAUUUUCUAGCUGGUUAUUGUAAGUUAAUUGUAUAUAAUAUGAUACCUACAAAGGCGGCAGCAGAUGUGUUCAAACAUUAUGUAAAAUAUUAUAACGAUUACGGUGAUAUUAUUAAAACCACAUUAGGAAAAGCUAGAGAUAUCAAUAAAACAAAUUGUGCUUUAACAAUGCAACACAGUUUGAACAUAUUGUAUAAUGAAAUAGUAGCAGAAAAAGGCCGAGUGAACAGAAAUAGUGAAGAGUUUACUGCCAUUAAGGAACUUGCGAAACGAUUUGCUUUAUCAUUUGGAUUAGACGCUGUAAAAAAUCGCGAAGCAAUAACUGCUUUACAUCGAGCUGGUGUUCUUUUUGCAAUCACACCGCCAGAUGGUAUCGAGCAAGAUCCUACUGGACCACCACCGAAUUUAUCUUUUCUUGAAAUCUUAUCCGAAUUUACGAAUAAGCUUCUUAAACAAGAUAAACGAGUUGUAUUAAAUUUCCUCGAUAGAAGAUUACAAGCAGGAAUGCCGUCCUCCCGCGGUGAGGAUUGGCAGCCAUUGCUUUUAUACAGAAACAGUUUGUUACAUGGCGAAACAGAUCAAGUACCAGUAACGAGUAAACGAGCAUACACGAGACGUAAAAAGGAUCAUUUAGCCGAAGAAGAAGAAGCAGAUGAGCCUGACGAAGGUUCUGAUCAUGAGUUUCCUGGGCUACCUGAUCGUUAUUCAAGCUAAGAGUUAGAAUUUUUAGCAAACUAUAUAAUAUAUUCUAUUCUAAUAAGGGGCAAAAAUUGUAUAAGGAAUUGAUGAGGUCUAUUUUUCUUGGUGCCUGUUUUCAAUGUAAUGUAAGGAAUUAUUGAGAAUGCAUAUACAUAUACAUAUAUACAUAUAUACACGUAUAUGUAUAUAUACGUAUGUCAUAUUGUCAAACUAACAAAUUAAAUAUUAAACGUAUGUCCAAAUACGUAAAUAUUGUACAUGGAAUUGAUGAAAUCUAUUAUUUAUACCGCCUACUUUUUAAAUAACUCACCUAUAAGCUAGUAUAAAAAACAGUAAUAUAAAAAUAUAUAUGAUAAUAUUAUGAAAAUGAUAAUAUUUUUGGAACACCUGACAAAAAAAAAGUACAUAGAGAACGAUGUGUGUUCUAUUGAGCCUAAGAAUUUAAAACCAAGUAAGUUUAAAAUAUGUUGUAUUCUGUUUAUAUAUUGAUAAUAUACAAAUUGGUGAUAGAUAUAA